Struthio camelus australis is the source of this 1972-nucleotide messenger RNA. It is a transcript of the gene RIDA, whose product is annotated as reactive intermediate imine deaminase A homolog. Gene Ontology annotation, molecular function: deaminase activity. Gene Ontology annotation, cellular component: mitochondrion; cytosol. The record is from RefSeq and is a predicted model, not a curated record. Lineage: Eukaryota; Metazoa; Chordata; Aves; Struthioniformes; Struthionidae.
GAUGUUGUUAGGUGUUUUCUCAAAGAACCUGUCAGCUGCAACCGUUCAGAAUGUAAUUUAAAAAAAUGCCAAUUUUAAUUGGAGAAAAUUUCCUCUUUGAUACUUGGAUAAGUGGUCAGUAAAUAUUGUGCACUAUUACUUUGAAGGCACUGAGAGAUUUUCUUAACAGCAUUUUCUAAGAACUUUUAAUGCUGCAUUCUGACUCCUUCCUCAUUGUAAAUGCAGUCUCGUUAGAUUUUAAGUUUUCUACUUUUGUGCCUUCCAGAUGCUUUCUUUUUUUUGCCUCAAGUACUUUGAAAUUGCACUUUCUGAACUUUGAACUUCUUUUUUUUUUUUUGUGGAAACUAUACAGAUAGAGAAAUACAACAUCUAGAAGCAGAAACAGCAUUGUUACGUGAAGGAAACUACCGUUACUGUUCUGUAAACAGAAUUGUUGGUGGAUUGCAGUGAGGGAUUUGGCAUUUAUUGUGGUUAGAGGAACAUCUAAAACGUGGGACAGCAAGAAUUCUUCCACUGCGUACAUAAUAACUGGCCUAUCCUUCACCAUAGCCCUCCCCUUCUGUUGUAGAUUAACUGCGUUCUGACUUUUUUUGCUUGUUGGUGGUUUUUAAUGAAAUGCUGCUUAUUGUGCAGCCUGUAACUGUUUUCACAGGUCUUUCAUUAACUUAAUGUAUCUGAUUCCAGUAAACUUCUCAAAGUCCAGUGAGCAAAAGUUGCACAAGAAAUCACUGCUAUGUUUCUACCGUGGAAUCUGAGCAUGGUAACAGAGGAAUGAGGGCUUAAAUAUCAAUAAAGAGUUGGGAUGUAUGGGUGACAUUCUUCAUUCUGCUCCAGCCCUUCAGCGUGCUUUGUGCCAAGCAGUACUGGUAGAUAGGACCAUGUAUAUUGCAGGACAGAUAGGUAUAGAACCUUCCAGUGGGCAGCUUGUCUCCGGAGGGGCAAAGGAGGAAGCUAAACAGGCCCUAAAAAACAUGGGAGAAAUCCUGAAAGCUGCAGGCUGUGACUACUGCAAUGUUGUGAAGACUACUGUUUUGAUGGCAGACAUGAACGACUUCAAUGAUAUUAAUGAUAUUUACAGACAAUUUUUCAAGACUAACUUCCCAGCCAGAGCAGCCUAUCAGGUUGUUGCUUUGCCAAAAGGUCCCCGAGUUGAGAUUGAAGCUGUUGCCAUUCAAGGAUCCAUCCAAGAUGCUUCAGCAUGACUAUAGAUGGAGACUGAAUAUCCUGCAAUAGCAGUUUUAGAUUCAGUGCUCCUCCCUUAGGUCCCUUUCCUACGAUUGACUACAGGCAGGUACAUACAGUUUAAAUCACUAAUCUCACUUAGGAAAGGUGCUUCGGGACCUUGCGCUCUCUAAAAUGCAAACUUGCAAUUAGUUCCAUGCAGGCAAACCCUGAGGUCUCUGAGAGCCUUGCUGAAAUCAGCUGAGCUUGUUGCUCAAAUCAGGGUAUGUUUGAAGUUAUUGCAGGUAGGGGCCUUAUUUUGUGAUUUGUGACUUCAGAUAAUAAAGUACAUAUUUUUGGGUGAAUAUAUCGUAGUUAUACUAGGGGUGAUCUGGAUGUGGAAAAUUAUAAUUAUUUUAAUACUUAGUAGGACUUAGUAACUAUUUCAAAUAAGAAAAAUGAUAGAAAUGGGAAAACUGUAGAACACUUGAACUGGUUAGGAUACACUUCUGUGUUUUUGGGCAAUUUUGCUGUAUUCUUUUCUUCACAGAAUAGAUUAGUGUUGAGACCCACUAACAUUUUGUUCUUGUGGAAGCAGUUACUUAAGGGAGUGAACACUCGUUUCAGAAAAAAGAAAAUUACACUUUUCUGAAGUAACCUGCUAACAUUUCUAAAUCAGCUGCAAAAGAAUCUCUCCCUGCAACCUUUUUCAUAGAAUUCAACUUUGAAUAUAGUGUAAUUUAAAAAAAAAAAAAUUCCAAGUUUAUGAGGGAAAAUAUCCUAUUUAAUCAGAAUAAAUGAUUAUUGUAUC